UUCAUUCGUUGUUGGUACGAGCGGCGCGCGAACGAACAUCAUAUAUUGUAUUUUCCGCAUUCGCAUUGAUACGAUACCAUACUGUGUGCUGUGUACUGUAUAGCAUAUAUACCAUACCACACCAACAAAACACAAGCGAUACGAUACAAUAAAGUCAGCGUAUGCAGCGCUGUUUGUUUAUUUUUUACAAGCUAAAAACAAACGACAAAACAAAUUCGCAAAGCCGCCCGCGUUCCGCGUUUUGCCAACUAAAAAACAAAUAAAAUCAAACAACAAAAAAGCGAAAAAGGCCUAGACGCAAAUAAAAAGAAGUACAAAAAAACAACGUGCAUUGUGAAUUUUUUAAAUUUUCAAAGUUUUGGCUUGUGCUGUGUUCCUUUUUCCCUGCUAACGUGCAUCGUACAUACAUUCGCAUUCGUAUCCGUACCUACAUACGUGCAAUAAUCAAUACAAUACGACGUACAACAAACUGCGUAGAACAGUAUUAAAAAAAGGAAACAGAAAAAAAAUCUGGCUUAAGACUCGACUCCAAUUUGCGUUGGUGUGCUCAUUACAUACAAACGUAUUUGUGCUAAAAGUAAAUAUAUAUGCUUUAACCAUUUAGGACUAAAAGUGAAGGAUAUAGUACGGAAAUCCCAGUAUAAAGCCAAUCCACGAUUAAAACAUUCGGACUAGAUCCGAAAUCUCACAGUUAUGGAACACUUUCAUCAAAUACAGCAAUUGGCUGCUCAGCAACAACAACAAGUACAACAGCAACAGUUGCAACAACACCAGGUGGUGGUGCAGCAGAAUCAACAGCAGGCGCACCAGAACAGCUCCAAUACCACAGCCGGCGUGGGCACCCAACAGCUGUUCACAUACAAAAUGGCCAGCAGUUUUCCGAAUCCGGCCACGACGAUGGCCCAGGUGGUGGCCACAUCGAACGCAGCCGGCACCACGGGCUAUGACUAUCGUCUAAAUAUGGCACAGGCAGCCGCUGCAGCAGCCGUACCCGGCUCCCAGUGGUGGUAUUCGGCCGCCAAUCAGGGCCAGGUCGAUGCCAAUACAGCGGCGCAACUGCAGCACCAGCAGCAGCAACAGCAGCAGCAGCAACAACAGCAGCAGCAACAGCACCAGCAGCAACAACAGAUGCAACAGCAGCAGCAGCAACAGAAUGUCAUUAAUUCGGCGAGCCCCAUGAUCAGAGGCGGCAAGGCCGAUGCCAAGCCCAGAGGCCGAAUGACCGCCUACGCAUACUUUGUACAAACUUGCAGGGAGGAGCACAAAAAGAAGCAUCCCGAUGAGACGGUGAUAUUCGCCGAAUUCUCACGGAAGUGUGCCGAAAGGUGGAAGACAAUGGUGGACAAGGAGAAGAAGCGCUUCCACGAAAUGGCCGAGAAGGACAAGCAGCGAUACGAGGCGGAAAUGCAGAACUAUGUGCCGCCCAAGGGAGCGGUCGUGGGACGCGGCAAGAAGAGGAAACAAAUCAAGGACCCCAAUGCUCCAAAACGUUCAUUGUCUGCGUUCUUCUGGUUCUGCAAUGACGAGAGAAAUAAGGUGAAGGCACUUAAUCCCGAGUUCGGAGUGGGCGACAUUGCCAAAGAGCUGGGACGCAAGUGGUCCGAUGUGGAUCCCGAGGUCAAGCAGAAGUACGAGUCGAUGGCCGAGCGGGACAAGGCUCGAUAUGAACGCGAGAUGACCGAGUACAAGACGAGCGGGAAAAUCGCCAUGUCCGCACCGUCGAUGCAGGCGUCGAUGCAGGCGCAGGCACAGAAAGCCGCGUUACUUGCCGCCGCUGCCCAGCAGCAACACCAGCAGCUGGAAGAGCAGCACGACGAUGACGACGGCGAUGGAGAUGAUGACGAGAACCAAUAGGUUUAGCAGUAAAUACUCUUCACUAUUUAUACACACGAUCGUUGUCGCGAUGGAGGAACAAACAUGAUAACGUUGGUCGAUCUAUUAUCAGGUUGGCCAAUGUGUGUUGAAUAUAUAUUUAUAUAUAUAAGGGUGUGCCCUGUUAGAGGUUUCGCUUUCCGGUAACAGAACACUGUCACAAUUUGUUCAGGAUCAUCUGGCAAAGCUAUUAUCAAUCGUGUUUUGAUUAAAGACAGGCUAACAAUCAUGGUGGAAAGGUUCUUUUUUUUGUUUUGUUUAUUUUUUAAGCAGCAAGGAUGUGCAUAGAGCUCUUGUGAAUCUCUUUCCUUUUUUUUCCAUUUGUAGCACCCCCGAAUGAGCGGUGUAAGUCUCUUUCAGAAAUAUUAGAAAUAUAGAACCAAUGUCCAACUAAAAUUCCAACUAUCACAGAUAUCUCUCGAACUUUCAGAAGAGGUUUUCAUAGUUAACCGAAGAGGAGACCAUUGUUCCUAGUGUAUUUCGAAACAAUACGAAAUCUCGUGAGAUUCUGUGAAAUUUAGGGAUUUUUCAAGCGAUUUCCAUACCAGCCAUGGGCAAAAUGUCUGCAGAAGAUUUCUGUGAUUGGCAAACCAAAGCACAAAUUGUUUUGUUUAAUUUUUCUGUGACAAUUUGAUGGUUAUCGGGAAGUGGAAUCUCUAAAGAAAGCACCUAUUAUAUAUAUGUAAAUGCAUAUAUAUAAAUAAUAUAUAAUUUUUUUUUUUAACAUAAGUAAUCAAAUUUCCAUGAAUUAUGAAGAUAAAUCACAAAGAAACCUUUUAUAAGUUCUAUGUUAAGAUGAUUAAGAUGAAUACGAUUAAGUAUGGUUAGAUUAAAAUGACACUCUUCUGUCUGCAAA
Messenger RNA from Drosophila teissieri, 2728 nucleotides. RefSeq names its product high mobility group protein DSP1 (gene Dsp1). The coding region runs from base 694 to 1854 and encodes 386 amino acids. Gene Ontology annotation, biological process: regulation of transcription by RNA polymerase II. The record is from RefSeq and is a predicted model, not a curated record. Gene Ontology annotation, cellular component: nucleus. Lineage: Eukaryota; Metazoa; Arthropoda; Insecta; Diptera; Drosophilidae. The transcript has 6 exons. Gene Ontology annotation, molecular function: DNA binding, bending.